Messenger RNA from Camelina sativa (false flax), 672 nucleotides. Lineage: Eukaryota; Viridiplantae; Streptophyta; Magnoliopsida; Brassicales; Brassicaceae. The record is from RefSeq and is a predicted model, not a curated record.
AUGCUUAGAUUGGUUCAGACACGUCUUCUUCUAGAGACAACAGGUACUCUGAGAACUGCUUUACUCUUCUUGUCUUGCUGUGGACGAGUCAUUUCAAGUGUCAGUGAUGGGAAAGUCUCCUAUAGAAAGAGAUUGAGGAAUGGGAUUACUGAUAUCAAGGCAGAUGAUGCUGUUGAUCUAUUCCAAGACAUGAUUAGGUCUCGUCCUCUUCCCGCUGUCAUUGAUUUCAAUAGAUUGUUUGGUGUCGUUGCCAGAACAAAGCAGUAUGAUCUCGUUUUAGCUCUCUCCAAGCAGAUGGAGUUGAUUGGGGUUGCGUAUGACUUGUACACUCUCAAUAUUGUCAUCAAUUGUUUCUGUCGCUGUCGUAAAGUUCAAUUCGCUUAUUCUGUUUUGGGGAAAGUCAUGAAGUUUGGUUAUGAGUCUGACACAACCACAUUUAACACUCUACUCAAUGGCUUAUGUCUCGAGGGUCGAGUUCCCGAAGCUGUGGAGUUAGUUGAUCGAAUGAUAGAAAUGGGACAUAGACCCGAUCUCAUAACGAUCAACACUUUGGUCAAUGGACUUUGUCUCAAUGGCAAAGUGUCUGAAGCUGUGGUUUUGAUCGAUCGAAUGGUUAUGGAUAUGUUAUCGGAUGGUAGAUUAAAGAAAAGCUUUUUGGAUAGGCUAUCGUGA